CAUCCGUCAUCUUCUGCGACCACGAUUGUUGUUCCAUCGCUGCCCGCCGUCACCGCAGUAUUCAAUCGAUCGAUGAAUACGUUCUUGUCCUCAGCCCAACACUUUAUACCAUCAGUCUAGCAUGGAUCCUGUCACAGCCUUCUCCCUCGCCGUCAAUAUCCUUACAGUCCUCGAUGUAGCCAUCAAGUCCGGCAAGACUGUCAAGGAGCUUUACGACUCCACCAACGGCUUUACCAAAGAGACCCAGGCCUUGGAAGAUGCCACUAGAGACCUGAAUAAGACGGUGGAGGUACUGGAUGACGCGAAGGUGCGCCUCGAUGCGGCAGCCAAAACUGCGGAUGAACAAGUGUCACUCAUCGGGGGAAAAUGCGGCAUCGUCUCUAACCAAAUUCAAGCUUUUCUCAACGUGUGCAAGGUCACCAAGCAAAAGUCGACCUCAGCAGCCAUCAAGGGUUUUUUGAAGGGGCGAAAGCAUCAGGGCGAACUUGCGAGGCUUGAAAAGGAACUUAAGGAGAGAGCAGGGCAACUGGAGACGGCAAUCGCGGUUGCCACUCGAAUCAAUGUGCAGCGCAUACAGGAUCAGCUUGAGAGGGCCGAUAAGCGACAGGCCGAACUCUUCGAUCAGCUACAGGAGAUUAGCAAAACGAUCCUCUCCCAAGGCAGCAAUCCGGUCUUGCUCCAAAACCUCGAGACCCUGGUACAGGUGUCUAGCGAAGCCCGUGCCGCUGCUAUUCAAGACUGGAUCUUGCGAGGCCUUCAGCGCACAGCCGUCAAUCCCCGGCUAAAUAGCAUCAGUGAUGCAGAGGAGACGACGUUUGAGUGGUUCCUUGAUCCUGCCGACGAAGAGCAAGAGGGCUCAGGCGGCACAUCGGAUUCAGAAGACCUAGGAAUAGAGAAGUCAUACCUCAAACGGCGAGUAAAGCAAAACAGGGAGAUUGCGGCAAUGUUUCAGGACUGGUUGGAGUCCGGGUCGAGAGUCUUCCAUCUCGUUGGGAAGCCUGGCUCGGGCAAGUCGACCCUGAUGAAGUUCGUGACAGAUCAUCCAAAGACUCACAUGCUCCUUGAAAAAUGGGCCGUCUCCAUGAAAAAGGAUUUGCUCGUCGCCAGGUUCUUUCUCUACAAGCUCGGCAACGAUGACGAAAAAACACUUCGAGGACUGUGGCAUGGCCUGCUUUACGACAUCUGCUGCGGCAGAACCGACUUCCGCAACGACUCUCGCAAGAAGAAGAGCUCGUCGGACAUCACCCGGAUGCUAUUUCCUGGACUGUGGAAGGAGGGUGAACACAUGCAUCUUGAGGAUGUGGCCUCUCUUCGCGGUGGGCGAGAAGCGAACGUACCGGAUGCGGCCAUCAAGACAGCAUUCGACCGACUCGUCAAUUUGCCCGAGAUCUCGGAGCGUUUCUGCAUCUGCUUGUUUAUCGACGGACUGGACGAGUUCGACGAUAAGGCCAUUUCCCACGCGAAGCUAGGGCGGACUCUCAGCAGCUGGGUCGACUUGGCCAGCUGUAGAGGAGAAGGGGUGGGUGCAUCUGGUGGGAGUAGCAUCAAGCUAUGCGUUUCCAGUCGCGAAUACGAGUCGAUCAAGCAAGGGCUUCCUCCGAAAGCCAGGCGCCUGAUCAUGCAAGAAGUCACGGAGCUCGACAUCCGGACUCUGGUGUUGAAGGGUCUCGGCGAGAACAGGAACUUCCGCACCCUACAACAACAGCACAAGAAACGCUGCCAGAACUUGAUUCAGUCUAUCAUCCGACAUUCCCAAGGGGUUAUACUAUGGGUCGUGCUCGUCCUCAAGCUACUGGAUGAUGAAUUAUCCGAGGAUCCAACCAUUCAGAGCCUAGAAAGAAUCGUCAGGGAGUCGCCUGCUGGACUGGACGGACUCUUUCAGAGCAUUGUGGACUCGAUUCCGAAGCACCAUUUGUUCCCAUCUCGCCUUAUCCUCGCAAUGGCGACGAAGAUGUUGGGUUGGCGCCUGUCGACUGGACUCUUAUACACUGAUGUACCCCUUUCGGCUGGACUCUUAGGCACUGAUGUACCCCUUUCGACUCUGUCACCGAUAUUUCGCUGGGAUCCGCCAACUAGCGGAUAUCUGUCCAUUGGCGGAUUGUCCAAAAUAAUGCACAUUUUGGACCAGUGGGGAGAAGAGAACUUUGAUCCGCAGAGGAGACUGCACAAUUUCGUGCUGUCUAACUCACAAAUUCGCAAGGGGGUCGAAGUGGGAUCAUCCUCCAGAUUGGAUAGAACCUGUAGUUGUGUUCGAGCAUGGACGAGGGGUCUCUUGGACGUCAAAACCAUUCAACAAUUCAAGAAUUCACAAAUCUUUCAAGUCGUUGAGUUCAUGCACCGCUCCAUACCGGAAUUCCUUCUCCGCCAUAUCCGCACGUGGACCUCAGGCCCUCCGCUCAACGACGACACUGUUGCCGAGGCGAUUUUGACCACAAUGCUCGGUGAAGUUGAGCUCCAGUUGUAUCGGACUGUCGACUUUAAGGCGAGGCUUGAUAUUUCCCUGGCUAGGAUGAAGCAAGAUAUCGACAGCUUUGGUCUGACCAGUCCAAUCUUUUGCAUCCUCCAAGAGGUUGACAAAAAGGCCAUUCUCGGGUCAAAGCCUUCAAAAUACCCCGACUGGAGGAAAGCAAUCACUUCCCUAAUGAGCAACGAGCAGCAAGUCGCAUACGAAUUCACAGCGUUAGAUGGGAGCUAUUACAGUCUAGACCUCUCUUCUGUCACAGCCGCAGGGUCGGCAAGUUCAAGCCCUUUCAUGGCCUGGAAAUUGGCUAAUGACCCAGCCUUUUCUGGCGACAAGGCUGCACAAUAUGCGGCCCUCUGGGCCAUUACGAAUGGGAUAUACCGGACCCGCACUUGGACCUCCGGUCGAACGACGGCGACGGCCUUCUCGGAAUCAAGCGCCAAGACGCUUAGGGCGCUUUUCAUGGCAAACACCUUGUUCGAUAUCGCUCUCCGUCCCGGAACCUAUGACUUUCUAUCGCUCGUCACAUCCAACCGUUUGAUGGAGAGUACGCUUGAGAUCAUGCGACACUACGACGACGAUGGGGCUUUCAUUGAAUGCAACAGGGCCCAACACAUGCACCUCAGUCCCUGGAUUGCGUGCGUUAUCAGCUAUCUGUAUAAGACUCUCGUAGACAGGAGCCAUAACGGUGCAUAUGGUGGACACCAACCAGCCGACUUCUGGAGCAUGCUUGAGGUGUGGCUCGAAUUCGGGGCGCAGAGCCCGUAUGGCAUCCGAUCGCGGUAUUAUGGCCGCGCGUGGGAGGUCACCUUUGCCAUUCUCUCAAACCGCACAGGGAAACCGCUGUUUCUCGGCUUUAGAAUGGUUUUUCAUGGGAUGUUCCAGGAACAGGUGGGAGAGGAUGUGAAGGAGAUGAAAGAGGGCAAGCGUUUCAUCCUUCCCAUCUGGGAGCCCAACUGCACGGCGUCGUUGGACGACGUGAUCAGGUAUUGGAAACCCGAGAAUGAGAAACGUCUACUUGAGUAUUCCGAGAGAAACAGGCGGCGGGCCGAGAAGCUCAGAUACGGAGACACGGUCGAUUCUGGAGCGGCAGCUUAGGUAGUCUUCGAUGUUGCCUUUCAAUCGUCUAAUUAUGCGGCGCAUUCUCAUGCGAAAACACCGACGAAGUGAACCCUCUGCGGGAUCUCCGCGGUGUGAUCUCUCUGCACAUUCUCCCCCAUCAGAUGGAAGCGGUUUACGCGCUACUAUGGCGGAGCUUCGGCGGAGAUGGUGACAUUGUGGCGCUCGACCGGACUGGGGAAGACCAUCGUCAGCGUGGCUGCGGUCGCCAUUAUGAGACUGGUGGACCUCAACCGCGCCGAGGUCAAACGGCAGUGGGUGAUUACACCAUAAUGACUCCGGAGC
This is a messenger RNA of Phialemonium atrogriseum, 3865 nucleotides long. RefSeq lists its product as uncharacterized. The record is from RefSeq and is a predicted model, not a curated record. The coding region runs from base 122 to 3559 and encodes 1145 amino acids. The transcript is spliced from 2 exons. Lineage: Eukaryota; Fungi; Ascomycota; Sordariomycetes; Cephalothecales; Cephalothecaceae.